AUGUCAAGAGCGAAGCCAUGGAGGUCAAAGCCUACCUUUGUCUUUGGAGAACUUCUAAACGCUACUAAGAACAAGACCUUCUAUCUUGUCCAUGAGCCUGGGCCCACCAAUUUGGUGAUUCAGGAUGAACAUAAGAAAAAGAAUAAAGUUCAAAUUGGGUCAAUCAUCAGUUGAACAUGUGGAGGUGGCCAAAAAGAGCACUGAAUCCAUACAAUAUUCGCGCUUCUCAGAAUAUUUAAAAUCCCAGAAGAUGAGCCUCUGUUGUGGCAACUCAGUUACUCAGACAGAGAGAUAAACAAGAUUAUCCAGAAUCGUGAACGAGGUAUGUUUAGACUUCGUAAUGGAGAAGAAGUAAAGACCCACACAGGAUUUCUGACAAGAAAGACUAAGAAAGAGGAGAAAAAGACUGUCAAAAGAGCUGCCAUCGAAGAUGACGAACCAUGUUGCAUCUGAUUCGAUGAAAUGCUUCCUGAUGAGAACUUAACUUACUGUAAAUAUGGCUGUGGGCAUAAUAUUCAUAUGGACUGAGCAAAGCACCUAGUGAAGCAUAAAUAAGUCAGAGAAAAAGCAGAUUCUUUGUCCUCUCUGCAGAUGUAACUGGGGAGAAAAUGCCCUUGAGGAGCUUGUAAAGGAGUCCAGGAUUUUCAGAGCUAAUAAAAUUGCUGAAGAGAAUGAAAAAUUAAAGUAAAGAGUUUUCCAAAAAUAUGCCCAAGUGUGUAUCCUGUAAUGAGCAUGCAGCAGAUGCUUAUACCUACAAAAAUAGAAGCGUUCAGAUUUUCAGCUGAAAUAUUUGUAGAAACAAAUGGAUCUGCAAGAGCUGUUAUGACCAAAAGAAGGAGAUUUUCAAAGACAUUCAGAAGAAAGAUCGUAGAGAGAAACAAGAGAAAUCUAUGCAAAAUAAUGAUGAGUACCUUAAGAUAAUGCAAGAGAUCCAGACAAGAGAUCUCUCAGCUAAUGACUACGACCUUUUACUCAAGCUUGAUAACCAAAAGGCUAAGAAUAGUGAGAGAGAAGGAGCUAAAUGCAAAUUCUGAGAAAGCCAUGAAGCUGAAGAGCUCAAAGAAAAUGACCUUUCUGUGCUAAAUCUACCAUGAAAUCAUUGCUUCCAUAAGUAUAUGGUGCGAUAUAUUGGAGAUAAGAAAGACAGAAAAAGUCAAUUCAGGAUGAGCCAACAUGCCAGAAAGGAGUAUAAUAAAAAACUAGAAGAAAGCAAAGGCCCUGAAUUUGGCCUUGUAGGUUUCGGAGUCACACCUAUGGAGAUUUCUAAAGAAGUUGAUUCUAAAACUUUAUAUACACAAAAGAAUCGGAAAAAUGCUAUUCCCCACAAAUAUAAAUCAGGCAUUAACAAGAGGUCUCAUAGAUCUUCGAACAGUGUAAAGCCAGCACAGAACUUGGAUUUUAAUCUAAAUGGAAAAAACAUAGGUGUACAGGAAAUAUCUCCAACCUUAAUGAGACCUCCUCUACCUGGCAAUAAACCCCCUAGAGCAUCUAAAGGCAUUUCCAAAAAUAGCAAAGGAAAGAGUCAAUUGAACAGUAGAGGUCGAAAGAGAGAUUUAAGUGACAUCAGGAUUGGGUUCAACAACACUGAUAACCAACCAAAAGCUAAAGGCCAUAUUCCUACAAAGAGGAUGAACAGGACCAAGCUGAGGAUUGCACGAGAUGUUCAGGCAUUUAACUCUUUAGAAAGCUCCAAGAUGACUUACAGCAGGAAGGACUCAAAAAGAGAGACUCUAGUCAAGGACCCGCAGACGAUGAAUCAAGAUCUGAUCCAUGACCAAGACAAUCGAAAUGCUGAAGAACUAGAGGAGCUAUUCCCAGAGAUCAGAUCAAUCACGAAUAGUUCUCAAAAUGAGACUCACUAUAACAGAGAAGAAAACAAAGAGGUUUGUGUUAACAACCAAGAAAUGAAGCCUGAAGUAAUGCCAAUUAUGAAGAAAUUUACUGACUCCUCAAGGAUUUGUGAAGAUCAAUUCAGCGAUAUAUGACCAGAUGAAGAUGACUUUAAGCAGACACCAAGAGAAGAGGAGAAGAAAGAAACAUUUGAAUAUCAAAUUCCGACAAAUCCUAUUGUUAAAUUAAAUAUUACCAGAAAUCCCUCUUCUGGUUCUCAUGCUUCUACAAUGCGAAACACUGAACCUGAAAACGAGCCUUCAAGCCUAUCUCAUAAUAUGAAUGUUGUAACACUAGGUCAAGCUGCUUCAAACAGUGAGAAUACAGCAGAUUCAGGAAAUAAUGAAAACAUUGAGGUUAAUACUGCUCCAAGCUUGAGAAUAAGAAAGAAACCCAAAAGGAAAAUACCUGCUCCAAAACCCCCAAAAAUAACAAAGAGAAGAGAAAACAAUAACUUCGUUCCAGAUUUGGCAGGGAAGGGUAUCUGAGGGAUAGGGAUUUCAUAAUUUUAAUCCAAAUAUAAUUCAAUA
This is a messenger RNA of Moneuplotes crassus, 2420 nucleotides long. The record is from the annotation of a GenBank genome assembly. Lineage: Eukaryota; Ciliophora; Spirotrichea; Euplotida; Euplotidae.